This is a messenger RNA of Coregonus sp. 'balchen', 1095 nucleotides long. Lineage: Eukaryota; Metazoa; Chordata; Actinopteri; Salmoniformes; Salmonidae. The record is from the annotation of a GenBank genome assembly.
GUAGGGGAGGUCAGCAUCGACUCUGCCCAGGCUCAUGGCUUCCUGUCUCAGUCACGCCCCAAACGGAACGUCGACCCGGACCCUAAGUGGCACCGCAGCAUGCCUGAUUUCCAGUCCUACUACAAAUUCUACAACAGCAUCGGCCAUAUUGAAGGAGUGAGUAAAGGGAUCACAUCAUGAGAGAGAUUUGUAUUUUUUUAUUGCGGUAUUAUAAUGAAUCUUAAACCAGAUUUAAUUUAGGUUAUUGUCAUCUGCCUAUCCCUCAACCAAUCUGAUCACUUAUUUUCUCUUUCCCUCCCUCUCUCAUUCUCAAAUCCUGUGUGGAUCUUUCUCUCUCUCCAUUUCUCCCAGCUGUAUGAGAUUGACAAGAUCAGGAUACUGUAUCAGCAGAUGCGUCACCUAGAGCAGGUCUAUGGCCCAGACGCCUCCAGCUACCAGAAUGCCCUGGGUGUGGUAACCCCACCACCUACCACCGCAGCUCCUACUACCACCACACUGCCUCCUACCACUCAGCCCCCUCCUACCACACCAGCCCCACUUUCUCUUAUUGAGGCUGAUGUCCUGUAUCUGUGUAACCCCAAAGACCCCCUCUGUAAAGCUCACAUCGUUUACCUGCCUGCAGGGGCCAUCCCAGUCCUCUGUGACCCACGCUACAACCCUACCUGCAAACCCCAAACCGGCAAGGUGGUCAUAGCUGCCGCCGCACCUGCAGAACCAGCUGUUGAAGCACCUCCCCCACCUCCACUCCCUCCUAAGAAGUCUCUCCCACCUCCUUCUCCUGCUCCCAUUGUCAUUAAAGGGAUGGAGUAUGACUGCGACCCUUACUGGGACCCUGACUGCUUGAUCGAUCACCCACCUCGCCCUGUCCAGGCGACUGAGCCACCACCACCCCCUACUCUCCCCCCUGUUGUGGUGGCCCCUGUUGAGGAGGAGGAGGAAGAGGAGGAGGAGGAGGAAGAGGAGGAAGAGGAGGAAGAGGAGGAGGUGAAAGAAGAAAUGGCCACCGAGGAGACCGUAGCGCCUUCUGACCCUUAUGAUUGGGGCCGUGACCUCUUUGACCCUUACCGCUAUUCCGACCCAGCACUUGACCCCCAG